Pelobates cultripes (western spadefoot toad) is the source of this 273-nucleotide messenger RNA. The record is from the annotation of a GenBank genome assembly. NCBI's taxonomy places the organism in Eukaryota, Metazoa, Chordata, Amphibia, Anura, Pelobatidae.
AUGGGAGAAAGCCCGGCCAUACUGCGAGCAGCUGACCGGAUCACGCGGACAGUCGCAACAACUGGGCAAACUACAAUGGCGGACGCCACAUGGAUAACAAGCCAUGGCACCGAGGACCCUGAUAUCCUGAAGCGGCUAGAGCGCACCUUUGCAGCCUUCUGGGUAAAACUAGCCGACAAACUGGAACAGGUACAGCCCUGCAAGCCAAAAGUCACCUUGCCCGACGUACCAUCACCCAGCUCCCGCCAUCGACAAGCUACCCCCAAGCGGUAG